Brassica napus (rape) is the source of this 1420-nucleotide messenger RNA. RefSeq names its product WAT1-related protein At3g30340-like. Gene Ontology annotation, cellular component: plasma membrane. Lineage: Eukaryota; Viridiplantae; Streptophyta; Magnoliopsida; Brassicales; Brassicaceae. Bases 105 to 1112 code for a protein of 335 amino acids. The record is from RefSeq and is a predicted model, not a curated record. Gene Ontology annotation, molecular function: transmembrane transporter activity. The transcript has 6 exons.
UCAAAUAUUUAUAUCACAACAACCUCCCAAAACUACAUAAAGAGAAGUGCUAGCAUAUAUAUAUAUAUACACACACACAUAUACUGAUACGUACAUACAAAACUAUGGUGAAGUUGGAUGGGAAACUAUGGAAAGCUGUGAUUAUGAUGUCAAUUAUAAACAUUGCUCUAAGCGGUGUAAACGUUAUGUUCAAGAAGAUGCUUAAUCAAGGAGUUAACCGUAUGGUUGCGGCCACUUACCGACUUGCUGCAGGAACUCUGUUCUUGACACCAUUAGCUAUUUUCUUAGAAAGACAUAACAGGCCAAAACUCACUGGUAGUAUCUUGUGUUCCCUUUUCUUAAGCGCUCUCCUGGGGACAAGUUUGGUGCAAUACUUCUUUCUAAUUGGACUACAAUAUACGUCUUCCACUUUCGCCUUAGCGUUUAGCAACAUGGUUCCUUCGAUCACUUUUGCUAUGGCUCUCGUCUUUAGGCAAGAGACGUUGAACAUCAAGAACAACAUAGGAAGAGCCAAAGUGUUAGGCACAAUGAUAUGCAUCUGUGGAGCUUUGGUACUUACGCUUUAUACAGGAGCCUCAUUAACUCCACAAAACGCUCAAACAGAAACGCAAACGUCAAAUAGUCCAACGACUGCGGUAACGCAAAAAUGGGCCAUGGGUUCGGUCAUGCUGAUCAUAUCAAUCUUAAUAUGGUCAUCGUGGUUCAUUGUUCAAGCUAAAAUAUGCCGGAAGUAUCCAUGUCAAUACACAAGCACCGCGAUCCUCUCUUUUUUUGGUGUGAUCCAAUCUGCUUUGUUGAGUUUGAUCUCGGAGAGGAGCAUAUCCAUGUGGGUCGUUAAAGAGAAGUUCCAAGUUUUGGCUUUACUUUAUUCGGGCAUCGUGGGAUCUGGAUUGUGCUACGUGGGAAUGUCAUGGUGUCUCCAGCAAAGAGGUCCGGUUUUCACGUCUAGCUUCAUCCCUUUGAUUCAAGUUUUUGCUGCCUUUUUCAGCUUCUCUUUUCUUCAUGAGCAAAUUUACUGCGGAAGUCUUGAAAUCCAAACAAAAGAGAUAAAUUCAAACUCAGCUGCUAGUGCUAAGAUAUCAAACUCAGCUGCUAGUGCUACUGCUAAGUAACGACUAGCUACUAUUACUCUAUUAUACAACAGAAGUCCCUAUGUACGCAUCACCGUAAGUCAACAUGAUCAACAUCUUGUUUGACCGAUCCACAAUCAUUUACAAUUUUAAAUCAUGUCAGGAGAUCGGUUAUUGAUCAGGCGCUUACUAUGGAUCGGAUAAUCAUUUUGUAACAAUUAAGUAUCUUGGUAUCUUUGGCAGAAGAAAAAAUUCAAGUUUUGCUAGGCCAUUACCGUUGUGAGAUCAUCAAUAUGCUGUAAAUACAAAUUUAUAUACUUAUUAAAUGCUAGAGGAAUAAUGAAGAGACU